AUGGUUGUCUCUACAUUUCCACACCUGAGAGCUAGAGAUGCAAAUGCACAGGUGUUGUCGCUGGGAUGGUAUCGUGGCCAACCUGUUUCGCCCUCGCCUUUCACCUCAGCCAGUCGGAAAGGUGCACUCCUUGUUGGCGGUGAUUUGACCUCACUGUCCAUUUUGUUGCGGGGCGGCAGCGGUUCUGCUUCUGGCCCAGGUCGCCAUCUUAACGGAUCCUGUACAUGGGAAGGCACAUUUAACCCCAAGCGCUUGUUCUCUCAGUGCAGCCCUGCGCCAGGACGUGGCCUCCGUGUCCUGCAGAUAAAUGCAGCCGGCAGGCAACAACCGUGCCAGUUCACAAGGCUUUUCUCUCGUAAACCCCGUGUCAGGAACUCCGUUUCGCACGUCAUGAAUCAGCAGCAGGCCUAUUCCAACUCUCCAGCGCCAGCAGCUGGUUCAUCCAGUACUGGGGAGGCUCAGUCGCCAUGCCGGGCAUUCAUUGGCCUGGGCAGCAAUAUGGGCGACUGUAUUGCCAUGAUCGAGCAAGCAUGCCGAGAAAUGGAAGCCCGUGGUCUCAAAAUCAUACGAACUAGCAGUCUCUUCGAAACAGCGCCUAUGUAUGUGACGGAUCAGGAAAAAUUCAUCAAUGGCGUCUGUGAGAUCGAAACUACGAUGGGGCCUAUCGCGUUAUUAGACACCCUCCAGUCAAUCGAGAAAGAUAUGGGAAGACGUAAAAUUAUCGACAAGGGUCCCCGUAAUAUCGAUCUUGAUAUACUGCUGUACAAUGAUUUAAAAUUCUCACACCCUCGACUGGAAAUACCCCACAAAUUUAUGCUGGAACGGGAAUUUGUCUUGCGACCACUUUGCCAACUUAUACCCAAUGAACACCCUCCCCUAUCUGAUAAAGCCCUCUCAUUUCGGUCAUACCUAGACUCGCUUCCUCCCUCCAACCCCCCCCCAAUUGCCGUUACCCCUUUAUUCCCCCAUCUCCCACCCCUCACCCCCAGCGACCCCAAACGCGCCACCAUCAUCAUGGCUGUCCUAAACGUGACUCCAGACUCCUUCGCAGAUGGCGGCAAGCACUCACCCGAGAACAUUCCCGCACUGACUGAGACCAUCCUCAACUUUAUCAAGAACGGAGCGACCAUCAUUGAUGUAGGAGGCGAAAGCACCCGCCCUGGCUGCCCUCCCGUGACCAAAGAAGUGGAGCUUUCGCGCGUCAUCCCUACCAUACGGCUUAUCCGCUCUCUCCCCGAGGCCAACAAAAUCGCAGUCAGCAUCGACACAUAUCGCGCUAGUGUCGCGGAGGCGGCUGUUGAGGCAGGAGCAGAUAUCAUAAAUGAUAUCUCUGGAGCCACUAUGGAUCCCAACAUGCUGGCUACCAUGGCUAAACUUCAGAAGACAGUGAUCCUCCAGCACAUGCGCGGCACGCCGCAGACAAUGACCAAACUUACCGACUACAGCGCAUAUGCCGAUGGCCCUGGGGGCGGAAGCGGCAUCAUCAGUGGCAUCGCUAAUGAACUCACAAAGAGAGUCGGAGAGGCGGAAAAAGUUGGUAUGCGGCGCUGGAGAAUAAUUCUCGACCCCGGAAUCGGCUUUGCGAAGAUCCAACCCCAGAAUCUCGAGAUUUUGAGGAACGGGCAUAUUUUGAGGGGGGCAUUUGAAGAGUUGAGUUACUUCCCGUGGCUGGUGGGAACGAGUUUAAAAGGCUUUAUUGGGAAUAUUACAGGCAUUCAGACGCCUAGUGAACGGCUUUGGGGCACAGCGGCAGGCGUGACGGCUUCUAUAGGUGGUGGUGCGGAUAUCGUAAGGGUGCACAAUGUGAACGAGAUGAGGCAGGUGGUUAAAAUGGCAGAUGCGAUUUAUAGAGAUAGAGUUGAUUGA
Messenger RNA from Paracoccidioides brasiliensis Pb18, 1866 nucleotides. RefSeq names its product dihydropteroate synthase. The transcript is spliced from 4 exons. Gene Ontology annotation, molecular function: dihydropteroate synthase activity; 2-amino-4-hydroxy-6-hydroxymethyldihydropteridine diphosphokinase activity. The record is from RefSeq and is a predicted model, not a curated record. Gene Ontology annotation, biological process: tetrahydrofolate biosynthetic process. Bases 1 to 1866 code for a protein of 621 amino acids. Gene Ontology annotation, cellular component: mitochondrial envelope.